AUGUUAUUGCUUUCUUUAACAACCUACAUUCACCUUCUUCUCUCAAUGUUCCUUGUUUUCUUAUCUUUUUUCUUUUCUUUUUCGUCUCCCAAUAAGCCCAUCGAUGCAGCCAAGAUGACAAACACGACUCUCCUUUCUCUUCUAGAUAUUUGCAUUAUUUCUUUUUCCUUUUCAUCGCAUUUGUUUUUCUUCUUAUUUCCUCUUUUUUUCCUUCCGGAGAAAGAGGGAAAAUAUUGUAUUUUCCUCUUUCUCCUCCUCCUCCUCUUUCUUCUUCAUAAGUCUUCCUUACAUUAUUAUUUUCUUUCUUUCUUUCUUUCUUUCUUUCUUUCUUUCUUUCUUCUGUCUUUACAUUAUUGUUUGCCUCUUUCUCCUCCACCUCCUCUUUCUUAUUUAUUAGUCUUCUUUACAUUGUUUUCAUCCUUCUCCUCCUCCUCCUCCCUCUUUUUUCAGGUUUUCUUUACAUUGUUUUCCUCCUUCAACUCUUCCUCCUUUUCAUAUUCUUUCUUGUUCAUAUUUGAAUUUGUACACUUAUCUAUCUAUCUAUCUAUCUAUCUAUCUAUCUAUCUAUCUUAUAUCUAUGUAUCUAUGCAUGAUGAAUACAUGUAUUUAGUAUAUAUUAGUCGGCCAUCAUUUAUUUAUCUAUCACAUUUUGUUUUUAUGUAUGUGUCGACUAUCUAUUUAUCUAUCUAUAUACCCCAUUCUGUUUCUAUGUAUGUAUGUAUCGACCACUAUCUAUCUAUCUAUCUAUCUAUCUAUCUAUCUAUCUAUCUAUCUAUCUAUCUAUCUAUCUAUCUAAUCUAUCUAUCUAUCUAUGAUUUACUGUCUUUUUUCUGA
Messenger RNA from Acanthosepion pharaonis, 834 nucleotides. Lineage: Eukaryota; Metazoa; Mollusca; Cephalopoda; Sepiida; Sepiidae. The record is from the annotation of a GenBank genome assembly.